Messenger RNA from Amoebophrya sp. A25, 4471 nucleotides. The record is from the annotation of a GenBank genome assembly. NCBI's taxonomy places the organism in Eukaryota, Dinophyceae, Syndiniales, Amoebophryaceae.
AGGCUCCUGACGUCUUUUGGCGCUCCAAUCGAGCAUUCCAUCGUCGAUGAAUCUCGACCUUCAUAGCCGUACUCAUUUCAUGAAGUUUUUAUUCAAAUAAGUCACCAGGCCCUUAAUAUGUGACCACUUUAAAUUCAAAAGAACUGCUCGUUCGGAAUUCUGUUUCGCUUCUUUGAUGAAAAAAGUUCUCUCUGCUGGUAAUCUCGACAAUUUCAUUUUCUGCUUUUGCGACGAUAAUUUCAUCCACACGCUAUGUAGUUAUUUUCUAGACCACACCUGUAGGCUAUUGAACCUCUCUUAGCAAAUAAGAUGGCAGACGAUCUCGGUUUCGGUGACUAUUCGUCUGAUGACGAGCCUCCUCUCGUGAAUGCCCCUGCGGCAAAGACAGAUGUGGCACCCCCAGCGACCACAUCUUCGUUGGCUAGUGCUGCUGCAGCCAAAGCGGCACCGAUCGUGGGCUCAAGCGCGGCCACCUCGAGCACCGGGCCUAAGCGGACGCCGAUGGGCCCGCCGAAAUUCAAUGUGAAAGCGCGCUCAGGCAACAAGGGCAAUGGGAAACGCGGGAAGACGAGAAAUUGGGCCGAGGAAGUGGCCUCGGCCGUACCAUCCUCGGACUUUGCAACAUCAACUAGUACUCGAGGACCAUCUUUUACUGCGGGAGAACAAAACCUUCUCCAUGACAAGAGAAAUGCUAGCGUCAAGCCUGAUGGCGUCAAUGCUAAUAAGUCAACAGACGGCGCUGGAGGAACUUCAACCUCUGUUCAAGACGCAGGAGCAGGAGCAGGAAUUAUACAGACAACUAGAAGUAGUAGUAAAGCAAUAGAUGAAAAAGACGACGAUGGCGAAGACGAGAGCAGCAGUGAUUACGGAGGUCCGAUGCCCGAGCAGAAGAAGGGAGAAGACGAAGACAUUUUUCAGAAGCAUUUUGAGAUCAAGGAGCGCCAUAAAAAGCCGAUCACCGCCAUGACGUUUGAUCAGAGUGCGUCCAUCAUGGUGUCCGGCUGCCUGGAUGGACAACUCCACUAUUUCAACUUUCACGGGAUGGAUUUGGAGUGCGAGCCCUACCGGUCCUUGAAUCCCGUGGAGUCGCACCCCAUUAAUUCGCUCGCCAUGCAGCACCGGACGCAGAAUCUCCUCGUGUCCUGUGCGGACACGCACGUGCGCAUUUACGGCACGGACGCAAUGACGGCGGAACCCAUCUGCACGACGGCACGGGGUGACAACAACAUGCGGGACACGCUACAAACCAAGGGACACACCACCGCGGUGAACCAGGCCCAUUGGCACUCCGAGAUGGAGAAGUGGUUUAUCAGUUGCAGCACCGACGGAACUUGCCGACUCUGGAACAUGCUAGGCAAACGGAAAGUAGGCCUCGACCAGCACUUAGCGCAGGAACACGUCUUCAGGGUAUUAUUUCUGACAUUCAUCAUAAAAUAUGACAGACAGACUGGUCAUUGUUCUUCCACUUCUUGAUGUGGUUGUUUAAUAGAGUCAUCUUUUCCUAUAAUUCGCAAUCGUAGCUACUAGAUGACACAACAAUCGCUUAAGCAAAAGGUCGCUUAACUAGUGACUUUCACCACUUGUGCGACACACGCAGGAACCGCUUAAGCGAUAGAGUCGCUUAACUAGUGACUCUCACCACUUAAGCGACACGCGGGAACCGGUUAAGCAAAAGGUCGCUUAACCAGUGACUGCACCACCUAAGCGAGGGAUGCCGUCACCUGUCAAGCCCGUCUUUCCUCAAAAGUAAUUGUAAUUUCUUCAGAGCUGUGGGCCAGCACCGAUGUGCUUUGCAGCAGUCAUCUCACUCCACUAACAAUGAAAUUAUUUCAAAAAUAAAUUCAACCUGAUGAUGAAUUUUAUCUAGUUGGUGCAAGUCUUUAGUCCUAGUGGACACCUCAAUCGUUACAAAAAACUUAACAAUGCCUACAACAAGGUACUAGACCGACGAAACUGCUUUGUUGGGGGUCCUCGCGGUGUGCACGCGACCGCCUGUGCGCUGGAUCCAGUUAGCUGCAAGAAGCUCGUUGCCGGGUGCAAUGAUGGCAGUUUGCAAUUGUUCUUCGUGGACAAGCCGGAUCGCAAGCCCCUGAUCCUGCGCAACGCGCACAAUGGGAGCAUUACAGAUCUGAAAUUCUUCGACGGGAAGCUGGUGUCGCGCAGCCGUGACGGGACCAUGAAAUUGUGGAACGCAGCGCACGUGUUCGGACCGAACCUGCAGCCCAUCCACGUGUGGUCCGACCUCCCGAGCGAGGACUCGGACAAGACUAACAUCGUCUUUCUCACGGACCUUCGCGGCGCGACGCCGCAAACACGCGAGAUGCAGACGCUAGUGGCAACCUGCUGUAACGGGUCUCGAAGCAGCGUCGAGAUCUUCAAUUUUGCCGAGCCGUAUCAGCGUGUGCAGGUGAUGUACUUAGAUCAGCCCGCGGUGUUCCUGGCCUAUCCGGUGGUGAGGGGGAACGAGUUCCGGAAUUGCGUUGAAGAUGCGCGCGAGCUGCAGGAGCUAGCAGCAGCGGAGAAGGCGAGACGCAAGCAGCUGCUGCAGGAGCAACAGGCCGCUUUUGGUGGCGUCAAGCGAAAAGCUCUCAAAGGUAAUAACGAUGACGAAGCAGCAGAUGACCUCGCUAGCGGAAGGGCUAUUGAAGCUUCUAAGACAAAAAAAAAUGACGCCUCUUCCUCGAGUGCCGCGUCUGGCGCGCAACCACAGCAUUUGGAUGCCGAGGAGAACAGCGAUAGCGAUAGCAACGAAGAGGAGAUUGAAGGAGCGAGCAUGCUGUUGUCGGACAGUUUUAAGAAACUGACGCAGUUGCCAGACUACGAGGCCAUUCAGCGAAAGCGAAAGCUUGCGCAGGAGGAAAAGAAGCGGCGCCGGAGAUUACGCCGAGCGCAGAAAGCACUUGGCGGGACCCUGGACGACCUGUUGCGGCAGUCUAAGCAAGAGGGCGGAAACCUUCAUGCGAUUCCCGAAGACGGAGACGCAAAUAUUAGGGGUAAUGGUCCAGCAGGUGCAGACGAAGAUGAGGACUUGACGUCGCUGGUGCAUCGCGAUCCCGAAAUUGCGCAGCGCGGACUCGGCCUCAUGCAGGCAUACCGGGAACAGCAACGCAUUGCCGGCAGCAACAAUCCGGACGCCGCUCUGCGUUCGAAAAAAGAUGCGCCACGACCUCUGCGCCAGCUGUUUGUCGGACUCCGCUCCGGAACGAUCCGUGUGUUGUACAACCCUACAUACAGCAAGCGGGGCGUUUUGCAUGCGCUCCUCGCUGGACGGGACAUGCAGCGCAAGAAAGAACAGAAAGUCGAACAGGAGAUGGGCUACGCCAUCUUCGCGGCGGACGACAAGGAUGCCUUCUGGCAAGCGGGGAUUCGCCUCAACCGAGACGGCAGCAUCCGCGAAAUGGGUUACAGAGGGAAGAUGCGCGUCAAAACGGAACUCGAACGCCGCGCUAAGGACGAAAGCGAGCUUACUGUCUUUAACAAGCCAGAACCCAUUGCGGACCCCUUCGAGCAAGAAAUGAUUGAGAGGGAGCGCAACGACCGAACGAAGCUCAGUGUAGUGACAAAGACGAUCCUUGGCAUGCAAGGGAUCACCCUCAACCAACAGGGAAAGGUAUCUUUACUAUUUUUUGCUAUUUUUUCCUUCAGAAUGAACUCAUCACUCGCGGACACUUGUUUUAUUUUAGGCCACAAAUACUUCCUCGAAAGUAGGCUAGAAACUACAACGUAUUUCAAUAUCUUGAGAAACUUUUGAUCACUUCAUGGCUUCCCGCUUUCUGUACAACAAGUCUUCUUCCUCGCUCGUCCUCCACUAAUUGAUGCUUUCUUUAUUAUUGAAUUUCAUUAUGUCCUUGUGUAGUCCUCUUCACACAUUCAUCGCUUUUUCCUUCUACCUGAAACAGGCCGUGAUGCCGGAUGGACUGACACGAUUGCACGAUGAGAAUCCGCAGGAAAUCUUGCAAAAGUUUCAGCCCAAGAAGGAAGAGGAGAUUGUCUAUAUGCGAGCCUACAAGGAUAACCCGACGAUUCUCGACUACAGCGCUGAAGACGAGAAUGAUCAGGCUGCACGCAUGUUGAGGGGUAAUCACUGCCCAAAAUGCGGGCGCAAGCUUUGUACCUGCGGUUACAUGAGGCAGCUGAAUGAGGAACAGGACGCGCUCUGCGAACCAGUCGCUAAAAGGAAUCGUGUGGCCUGAUGAAAUGAUCUAUGAUUCCAAGAAUGUGAAGGAUGCAGUGCAGAAGAAACCUUGAAUAUUAUGGUCGUGUCCCCGCACCAUGAGACUGUGGUGUACCAGCACCAUGAGACUGGCUCUCGGAAAGUUUCCACCUCCCUUUCCCUUUCACUCACCAACCAGUGAUAUUUUUCCUCCUUUCCGUCUCGCUCACAGAUUGCUGUUUUCAGAUAUAAUCGAGGUACAGUCCUCCGCAUAUGAUCCUAGUUAUGAAAAAAGGGUUUGUUCCAGAUCAAGAGCUA